Messenger RNA from Lindgomyces ingoldianus, 1990 nucleotides. RefSeq names its product MFS general substrate transporter. Gene Ontology annotation, molecular function: transmembrane transporter activity. Lineage: Eukaryota; Fungi; Ascomycota; Dothideomycetes; Pleosporales; Lindgomycetaceae. Gene Ontology annotation, biological process: transmembrane transport. The transcript has 2 exons. The record is from RefSeq and is a predicted model, not a curated record. Bases 86 to 1747 code for a protein of 553 amino acids.
UCCUUUUCCUUUCCUGAAAACUCCUCGGCUUUAUUCUUAACCCUCAUUUUCAUUUUCUGCAAUCGAUGUGUUGUUCCUGUUUCCCAUGACGCUAUUGGGUCCUGUGCUUAACAUGAUGUCACGGAACGAUAAGAACGACGCACAGACCAACCCUCUCCCUCCAGCCUCGGCGUCGAACGCAUUCAUACCUCAAUCAACGUCUCUAACCACGCCUCAGACUUCCAUAUCAAUAUGGCGCAAAGUCUACAACAUACUAACGUGGGUUCCUCCAAGAUGUCGUUGGGACCCGGACAAGCCACCACAAUUCUCCAUAUCUAUGAACAUCCUUUUCGCCUUCGCUGCAGGGUUUACAGUAGCGAAUUUGUACUACAGUCAUCCGAUCUUGAAUAUCUUGGCACAGGACUUUGGAGUCAAGUAUGAAAAAGUGGCACAGAUUCCGACGGUGAUGCAGGCUGGUUAUGCGGCAGGACUGCUGUUUUUGUGUCCAUUAGGGGAUCUACUACCAAGAAGGCCGUUUGUGAUUGGGUUGGUGCUGUUUACGGCCACGAUGUGGCUUGGCCUCUGCAUCACCAAAUCUUUAGCAGUCUUCACGGCUAUCUCCUUCAUCGUUGCUAUCACAACCGUAACCCCGCAACUCAUGCUCCCUUUGGUCGGGGACCUCGCUCCUCCACACCGCCGCGCAACUGCGCUCUCAAUCGUGGUCUCGGGCCUGAUGCUCGGCAUUCUCGUUGCCCGCGUCCUUUCAGGAACAAUGACUAACUUCGUAACCUGGCGCUCUGUCUACUGGAUGUCUCUCGGUCUUCAAUAUCUCAUAUUCGUGAUGCUCUGGCUUUUCAUGCCCGACUAUCCGUCCACAAAUCCCACAGGACUGAACUAUUUCCAACUACUGUGGAGUAUUUUGGUUAUGUUGACCAAACACCCCGUACUGGUGCAGGCAUGUGUAACAGGGUUUUUCACAUCCUCCACAUUCACCUGUUUCUGGACUACGCUUACCUUCCUCCUCGCCGGACCACCCUACCGCUAUGACCCCUUGACCGUAGGCCUAUUUGGCUUGAUAGGCAUCGCGGCAAUGUGUUUCGGCCCGCUAUACGCACGUCUCGUAACUGAUCGCUUUGUUCCGCACUUGUCCGUCCUCGCUGGCGAGGCGCUCUGUCUCGCGGGCAUCUGUUUUGGGACUUACAUUGGGCGUUUCAAUAUCAGUGGUCCCAUCCUCCAAGCUGCGCUGCUGGACUUCGGAAUGCAGACUGCGCAGAUUGCGAAUAGGUCUGCUAUAUACGCUAUUGAGCCGAAGCGGAGAAACGGGGUGAAUACUGCGUUUAUGGUGUUUACGUUCUGUGGCCAGUUGAUGGGGACGGCGGCCGGGAGUCACAUUUAUGCGAGGGGCGGAUGGAUUGCGUCUGGAAGUGCGAGUGUGGGGUUUAUUGGGUGUGCGGUGUUGACCAUGUGUGUAAGAGGCCCAUGGGAGAAGAAAUGGGUGGGGUGGAGAGGCGGGUGGAGUAUGAUUAAGAAGGAUAAGAAGAGUGCGGAUGGGAAGACUGCUGAGGUGGCGCAUCAUGUGAGGGAGAAAGGGGACGAGGAAGUCGGACGACGGGAGUUCGGCGAGGAAGAGAAGGUUCUGGCUGAGUUGGCGGCUGAGGGUGGAAAUGAGGAACCGUUAAAGGAGGGAAGUGAGGUGGAAAAAGAGAGGGUUAGUGAGAAGAGUGGGAGGUCCAGUGGGGAGGAUGAGAUUAAGCCUGUGAAAAUCUGAGAGUUGGAUGAGAUACGGGGCUGUAUGGAGGAGCAUUUUGAAGCAGAGUUGCAUAGAUGUUUAGAACGAGCAUAAAUAGGCGUUUUAAAGUUCUUGUACUGGGUUGCUGUUUUCUAUUGAAUACCUGCGGGCUGUCACCUAGGUAAAACGGAACAAGAGAAGGAUCAGGUUUGCAACCGAGACUAGAUCCUCCUGGCUUCCUCUUUGAUUCCAGCGAGGGCUGAAAAAUCCGACAUACCGUAG